UCGAUUCGUUCUGGAGUGGGCUGCUCUGAGCUAGCAGGUCUGUACUGCUCACGGCUUUUUUGUUUUUCUGUUUAUUUCACUAGUCAGUCACAAUUCAUUUCCAAAGUCCAUUUUAACUAUGGCAGAUCCAAGAAUACGACAGAUAAAGAUCAAGACUGGGGUUGUAAAACGGUUGGCUAAAGAGGAGGUGUUGUAUAUAAAGGAGGCGAAGCAGCAGGAGGAGAGGAUCGAGCGGCUGAAGGCCGAGGCGGGGGAUGAGUAUCUCAUCAAGAAACAGAUGGAGGUGCUGCAGGAGUCCAGAAUGAUGAUUCCUGACUGUCAUCGCCGUUUAGCCAUGGCUCAUGCUGACCUGCAGCAGCUCCUGGAAACGGAGGAGGAUCUGGCAGAAACAGAGGAAUACAAGGAGGCCAGAAGCAUUUUAGACUCUGUCAAGCUGGAAGGAUGAUGUAAACACACAGCACACACAGUCCCGAGUGUCCAUUCCAUUUGUCAGGACUUGUUAAGAAGUGUCGAUUCAAGCCAGAUGUCUCUUCCUCCCUCUCUCUCCCUUUCUGUAUUUAUUUUUAACUCACGGAAUGACGUGCCACCUGAUCCUUAACGUUCUCUGAUGAUCAAAUUUACACAAAACAUCAAAUAAACUUCCUUUCUUACGA
Messenger RNA from Colossoma macropomum (tambaqui), 653 nucleotides. RefSeq names its product tubulin cofactor a (gene tbca). The record is from RefSeq and is a predicted model, not a curated record. Gene Ontology annotation, molecular function: beta-tubulin binding. Gene Ontology annotation, cellular component: microtubule cytoskeleton; cytosol. NCBI's taxonomy places the organism in Eukaryota, Metazoa, Chordata, Actinopteri, Characiformes, Serrasalmidae. Gene Ontology annotation, biological process: tubulin complex assembly; post-chaperonin tubulin folding pathway. Bases 119 to 445 code for a protein of 108 amino acids. The transcript is spliced from 4 exons.